Gossypium raimondii (Peruvian cotton) is the source of this 1854-nucleotide messenger RNA. RefSeq names its product protein DETOXIFICATION 41. The record is from RefSeq and is a predicted model, not a curated record. Gene Ontology annotation, molecular function: xenobiotic transmembrane transporter activity; antiporter activity. Gene Ontology annotation, biological process: xenobiotic detoxification by transmembrane export across the plasma membrane. Bases 78 to 1598 code for a protein of 506 amino acids. Gene Ontology annotation, cellular component: vacuolar membrane. Lineage: Eukaryota; Viridiplantae; Streptophyta; Magnoliopsida; Malvales; Malvaceae. The transcript is spliced from 8 exons.
AACCGUCAAACUUGGACCCUCCAAAAAAAAACGGAACAAUUUAACUAGAUUCUCCACGUAGUUGCUGUGAUCUCACAAUGGGUUCAGCAGCUUCUGAGUAUCAACCAUUGCUGCUGGGUCUCGACUCCCAUUCUCGGAUACCCGAUUUGUCAUCCGUUGCAAUCGAAGAGUUUUUACAGCACAGACCGAUUGCCCUUCGAUGGUGGCCAAGGCUUGUAGCAUGGGAGUCCAGGCUUCUUUGGCUUCUAUCUGGUUCUUCUAUUGUUCUUUCCAUUUUCAAUUACAUGCUCAGCUUUGUUACCUUAAUGUUCACUGGACAUCUAGGUGCUUUAGAACUUGCCGGUGCUUCUAUUGCUAGUGUUGGUAUUCAAGGUCUUGCUUAUGGGAUUAUGUUAGGCAUGGCGAGUGCAGUACAAACAGUAUGUGGACAGGCCUAUGGAGCAAAGCAAUAUUCAGCAAUGGGAAUCAUUUGCCAAAGAGCAAUCAUAUUGCACUUAGGAGCUGCAGUUCUUUUAACAUUUCUGUAUUGGUUCUCUGGUGAUGUUCUUCAAGCAAUAGGUCAAACCGAAAGCAUAGCUCAACAAGGUCAAGUCUUUUCUCGAGGUCUCAUCCCUCAAAUUUAUGCAUUCGCCAUAAGCUGUCCCAUGCAGAGGUUCUUACAAGCACAGAACAUAGUGAACCCUUUGGCAUUAAUGUCGAUUGGGGUAUUUUUGGUGCACAUUCUUCUCACCUGGCUUGUUGUCAAUGUCUUGGGCUGUGGCCUACUUGGUGCUGCUCUUACUCUCAGCCUCUCUUGGUGGUUUCUUGUUAUUAUAAAUGGACUUUAUAUUGUUCUUAGCCCUUCUUGCAAAGAGACUUGGAGUGGCUUAUCCUUUAGAGCCUUCACUGGAAUUUGGCCUUAUUUCAAACUCACUGUAGCUUCUGCUGUUAUGCUUUGUUUGGAGAUUUGGUACAACCAAGGAUUAGUGCUUAUAUCGGGACUCCUUUCUAAUCCAACCAUUGCAUUGGACUCCAUUUCAAUUUGCAUGAAUUAUUUGAACUGGGACAUGCAAUUUAUGCUAGGCCUGAGUGCAGCUGCCAGUGUUCGAGUGAGUAAUGAGCUAGGGGCAGGCCAUCCAAGGGUAGCAAAAUUUUCAGUGUUUGUAGUGAACGGGACAAGCAUAUUGAUAAGUAUUGUAUUCAGUGCAAUUGUUUUGAUAUUCCGAGUUGGAUUGAGCAAAGCAUUUACAAGUGAUUCUGAGGUUAUAGAAGCAGUUUCAGACUUGACUCCACUGCUUGCCAUCUCUGUUUUCCUAAAUGGCAUUCAGCCUAUACUCUCAGGUGUGGCAAUAGGGAGUGGAUGGCAAGCAAUUGUGGCUUAUGUAAACCUGGCAACAUACUACAUUAUUGGUCUCCCAAUUGGAUGUGUUCUUGGCUUCAAAACUAGUUUAGGAGUAGCGGGAAUUUGGUGGGGUAUGAUUAUUGGUGUCCUCCUACAAACAGCAACUCUUGUUGUUCUCACUGCCACAACCAAUUGGAACAAGGAGGUCGAAAAGGCAGCUGAUCGGUUGAAGAAAUCUGCAAAUGAGGAGACAGACUUAGUGAGAGGCGCGGCAUGAGAGAAUUCCCAACAUCUGUCGCCUCUUCCUACUAUUUUCAAUUUGUAUCCUUCUUCUUUAAAAAGAAAUCCAAAAUAUUGGGAUUAGACGCCGAAAUCAGUAGGUUUAGAUUAUUUUAGUCGAGACUCUUUCUUUUCUUUUUCUUUUUAUUUAUUUAUUUUUGAAUUUGUGUUAGAUAUCUUUUAAAUAAUUUUUGUUUUAGGUUCAUUUCUAUCCUGUCACUAAGUGAGUAAAAUAAAACACAUGCAUCAAUCAA